CGUUUGGUGUAAACCCACAGUAAUUCGUGUCAUUCGCAUCGCCCCGCGCGAGGACGCGUCUGAUCGCGUCUUUGCAUUGACUUUGUAUGUAAUCUACUCGCGCAAAUCGUUGAACUCGCGUUUGGUGUGUAUGCCCCAUUAUACUUGAGUAUAAAUGAGUAAAAAUGCAUUUCUGAAGUUGUGCUUUAAAUUAUGAUCACUUUUAGUUAUUGCGAUUCUAUAGGUGAAUAUAUACAUUAGCCCACUUAAUACUAACUACUUCUAAACCACUCAAUCCUCUCUGUUUUUUCACAAUAUUUAAGGCACCGCUAUUCAGUCCUAUUGUAAUGGACAGAUCGUUCCCUAAGGUAGCCAUGGUUACUACAAGGGCAUCAACUGAUGGAUAGAGACGCUCUUUCAGACGUCUGGAAUAAAAGAGAGGCAGUUUUGAAGAGGCAAUGCAGGGUGAUGGAGGAGGGAUUCAGAUCUGAACAAAAUAAAAUGGCCAUAGAGAAUGGACUUCUUUCAGAGAUAUAGAGCGGUCGGUCUAAUUUGCACUUUCCCUCACAGACCCGCGCUGACAGCAGACGUUUUUAUCAGUAAGGAACACACUGCAUGGAGAGAAACACAUUCGUUUCAAUGCCGAGUCCUUGCCGAGGACAAUGGCCCAGCAGGACGGAACAUAAUCGUUUUUUUUUUUAAAGAAUCAGAGCAAACAUUAUUUAGCCGUAUUUAUUUGCCAAGUAAACAACGGUGCACAGUGGAACUAAACAUGGCUUUGUGAUGAAGGCCAACAGAUGCUCAUAAUGCAGGCGAAAGUGUUGCAAUGACUUUCCUCAAAAAGAUUUUUCUCACUUUGUAGUACUUACACUAGCAGUCAGACCAUGUACAUGUGGUCAUCCUUUAAUAAUACUUUUAUAAACAUUUAUAGAUCAUCAACGUUUUUUUUAUUUUUUGCUUUACAGUUCUGUAAAGACAUCCAUACCAUAGCUAUUUUAGUCUACACACUUUUUUCAAUGCAAGAUUGGGUAAAAUAUGAAGAAACCCAGCCAUUGGUCUAUAUUAAUUUAUAAAAUGUCAAUGUUUGACCCAACUAUGGGUUGACACAACCCAAUAUUUUUGGAGUGCGGUAAAGUGUAAGCCUAUAGAUCAAAUGGGUUUUAAAAUCAUGUCUAGGCUCUUGAUUGGUAGUGAAUGUUUUAUAACAAAUCAGAAGCAUAUUUUUCGAAGUCACUUAGUAGGAGCUUUACUUUUUGUGAUGUUGGUGUUUUGAUUAUCACAGUGAAGAACUGUACAACAUGUCCUCAGAUGAAUUUUGGUAAGAUGCUCACCUUUCCAUCUUUAUGCUGAGGGACUAAGUGCAGUAAGUCAAAAUCUCACUAAAUGCAAAUCCAGUCAUCUCAUUCCUCAUUAGAGAACAGACAUCUAAUAAAUCACGUCUUUUCAUUCAAUGAUAAGCAUGUACAUGCGUGUGUGCGUGUCAUGUCUUAUUUAGAAAAACAUUCAUGUCUCAUGGGCUCAUCCAGCUCUCCACCCACUUAUUUUGUCUCAGUUUUCAUUAAAUGCCUUUAUUUCUUAAACGAUAUCAGCUUUUUUUAAAGAGGGAGAAGUCCCUCAGUCAGUACAAUAUGUUGCAUCCUAAUUUCCUGUUUUAGUGGACAUAACGUUGAUCCACUGAACAAAGCUGUGCAUAUCGAAGUACUCGAGUGGGUCUUUAACACUUAAUUUGCAUUCAUAUUUUGUGUGUCACAUUUCAAAUACUAUAUGUUAUUGUGCGUCUAGUGAUCAACUUUGACUUGGCUUGAUUGUAAUUAGUCAGUUCGGUGUCAAAAUAUAGAGAAAAGUUUGGAGAGAGGUUUUUCUGUAGUUUUAUAUACAUUAAUGAUGCUGCCUGGGGCCUCUGAGAUCUACAGUGUGCUUCUGAGGGGGUGGAUGAGUGAUUAGAUGUCCUCUCAUCGUUUGUGCUUCUGUGCUAAUAAAUAACCUGCAAACGCAAAUAAACAGACGCAUCCAUCAUAAGUGCGUCUCACAGACAGUGACUGAUUUCCGUUUCGGCACUCCUGAGGGUGCUGAUACGUGACACUGGCACUUUUAUUGUGAGAGAUGAUGGCUUCCAGUGAUCCAAUAUAGUCGUGGGUGACAUUAUUACUGAGUUGUGCAGAGACGCCCGCCCUGGCUGAGUGAGCAGGCUUGCAGCUUUAGAACCCAUGUGAAUAGGUGUAGCUCUGCGGCUCCGACAGAUGGCCAGAGCUGCCCCGAUUCAGUCACACUGUUGCCGAAUGAAUGCCGGCUCGGAGAGACUCCCAGAAAGACUGGAAAAAACACAGUCUGAGGAAUAGUACGGAGAGCAAGAAAAGAUGGAGUGAUAGAGUUUCCCCCGGUUGUGAGAGAAUAAGGGAAAUGGGAACGUGUUAAUAUGCAUGAGGGGAAGAGUUACUGCCUGAGAGAGAAACAGAAAGAGUGUGUUCGAACCACGCCUCCUUCUUUUAACAUCUCUGUGUGUCUAUAUCAGGGGAUCGGCUAUGAGAGAGCCCACUCGCACGGCUGACCGAGGGGGAGCCAAGUCAGGGGUGGUCUGCCGUGGACUGGACAGGUGACGGAUCAUUACAUUCGCCUCUCGUAGUUACAUUGUUUCGGCGAAGGAUUCGGAAGUGGACAUCAGUAAGGUUGAGAAGACACUCUGAGGUUAAAGCCAUGGCAGUGGGGUGGAGACCAGCCACCCUUCUCCUUGUCUUCAUCUUCACGUUCCUCUUGCCCUCGGAUGGAACCAUGUACCUUUCAGGCAAGAGGCUGAGGUCACGUCUUCAGAGGGAUCGACGAAAUGUUCGUCCAAACAUCAUUUUAAUACUUACAGAUGAUCAAGACAUUGAACUUGGCUCCAUGCAGGCCAUGAACAAAACCAGGCGUAUAAUGAUGCAAGCCGGCACCCACUUCUCCAAUGCGUUCGCCACCACGCCAAUGUGCUGCCCUUCUCGAUCCUCAAUAUUGACCGGGAAAUAUGUGCACAACCACCACACCUACACCAACAAUGAGAACUGCUCCUCUCCGUCCUGGCAGGCCCACCAUGAACCACAUACGUUUGCCGUCCACCUUAACAAUUCAGGCUACAGGACUGCCUUUUUUGGGAAGUACCUUAAUGAAUACAAUGGCUCAUAUGUACCACCUGGCUGGAGAGAAUGGGUAGCACUCGUCAAAAACUCUCGUUUCUACAACUACACUUUGUGUCGAAAUGGUAUGCUGGAAAAGCAUGGAACAGAGUACCCGAAGGAUUAUCUUACUGAUUUGAUCACAAGCGACAGCAUCAAAUUCUUCCGUACGUCAAAGCGAAUGUACCCGCACAGGCCCGUCCUGAUGGUACUGAGCCACGCUGCCCCUCAUGGCCCUGAGGAUGCUGCACCUCAAUACAGCAAUGCCUUUCCCAAUGCAUCUCAACAUAUAACCCCGAGUUACAACCACGCUCCCAACCUAGACAAGCAUUGGAUUCUGCGAUACACUGGACCCAUGAAACCUGUUCAUAUGCAAUUCACCAAUAUGUUACAGAGAAGACGACUGCAGACUUUGUUGUCAGUGGAUGACAGCGUUGAGAAGGUGUACAACAUGUUGGUGGAAACCGGAGAGCUGGAGAGCACCUACAUCAUCUACAUGUCUGACCACGGCUAUCACAUUGGCCAGUUUGGACUUGUCAAGGGCAAAUCGAUGCCGUAUGAAUUUGACAUCCGAAUCCCUUUCUAUCUCAGAGGUCCCAAUGUGGAAGCUGGUGCCAUUAAUGCACACAUGGUCCUAAACAUUGACCUGGCUCCUACCCUGCUUGACAUGGCUGGAAUAGAUAUUCCACUGGACAUGGAUGGCAAAUCUAUCCUCAAGCUACUGGAGACAGAAAAACCAGUCAACAGUUUCACUAGGUUUCAUUUCCACAAGAAGGCGAAAGCGUGGCGGGAUUCUUUCCUAGUAGAGAGGGGAAAACCCCUGCAUAAGCAAGCAGAUGGCAAAGAGGUGGAACAGAAUUCCCUGCCAAAAUAUAAGCGGGUCAGAGAUCUCUGUCAAAGAGCGGAGUACCAGACUCCCUGUGAGCAACCAGGCCAGAAGUGGCAGUGUAUUGAGGAUACCACCGGUAUGCCGAGGUUAUAUAAGUGUAAAGGGAUGGCGGGUCUUUAUGCACCUCGUGCUCUCGCUCUGAUGGCUUCCAGCGGGGCGCAGAACUACAGAGCUCGAUCGACAUCAUCUAACUGUGAUUGUGAACCCACUGUGCCUCUCAAGAGGAAAAAGUCGCUCACCAAAAAGACUGCACAGUCGAAGUCCAAGAAGAGUUUGCCAAGAAAUCGUUGGGCCCGCUCUGCUCCUUAUCACCUGGACUCAGAUGUUUACACGCUGGACCUGGAAAAGGGCUACCAGCCUCUCAAACUGAAUCACACCAGGUUUAAACUGGGCAGAAAGCAGGCUGUGUAUGGAGAAAAUGAAGAGUUCAGUGGAAUGGAUCCCGCAGACACCAACAUCAACAGUCUUACGCCACCUGCUGCACUUAAAGUCACCUACAGAUGCUCAAUACUGAUGAAUGAUACAGUCAGAUGUGAUGGUGGAUUAUAUAAAUCUCUGCAAGCAUGGAAAGAUCACAAAGUUCACAUUGAGCAUGAGAUUGAGACAUUGCAAACCAAAAUAAAGAACCUUAGAGAGGUCAAAGGGCAUCUAAAGCAGGCGCGACCUAAGGAAUGUGAAUGUAACCAAAACAUGUUUCAGCCCCCAAACAGUAAUCUGUUCAAACUCAAAUCAGGCCGGACACAUUCUCUCAAUAGAAUGGCCUCCAAAGAUAAGAAACAGUGGCUGAUGAAAGAUCAAAAACGCAGGAAGAAGUUAAGGAAGUUUCUUAAGCGACUCCGAAAUAAUGACACCUGCAGCAUGCCCGGCCUUACCUGCUUUACCCAUGACAACCAGCACUGGCACACUGCCCCCUUCUGGACAAUGGGACCGUUCUGUGCUUGCACAAGUGCCAACAACAAUACUUACUGGUGUUUAAGGACCAUCAAUGAGACCCACAACUUCCUGUUUUGUGAGUUCGCCACCGGUUUCCUGGAGUAUUUUGAUCUCAACGCAGAUCCUUAUCAGCUGUUGAAUGCUGUGAGCACGCUCGAUCGUGAUGCAGUCAACCACAUGCAUCAGCAGCUCAUGAAACUGCGCAGCUGCAAAGGUCACAAGGAGUGCGAUCAGGAGACAGGUGGUAAAGAAAAAAACUCUUUUUAUGAUUACAGGCCCUUACAUCGCCGAAAGAGGCCAAAAGUGAAGAAAGCCUCCUCCAAAUCAAUGGGCCAAAUUUGGGAAGGAUGGGUUGGUUAGAUUUGUCUUUGCUCUCGAUCGUGAAGGACACUCACAGAAGUGGAAUGUGAGGUGAUGAACUUCUGACCUGAGGACAGUGAGCACACUGCCGUCUCUCUUGAAGGAUGGAUUUGCUCUCUCUUUGAAUGCAGUUGUCUUUGUUUCCAUCCACUACAUUUUUGGACGACUUUUUGACAAAUAUCAUGGUUUUACCAUAAUGGACACUUGGAUUUAAUAACUAUCGGAGGAGACGCACAACAUUAUGUGGCACAAAAUAGAAAACUCAUCACUUUGCAAUGUGGUGUUAUUGUUUUUCAUUGAUGCCGUGUUUCUGUUAGACUCUGAUGUGCGACUGUGAUGCUGUGAUAAGUCAGAGCGCUAACACUUCUGCUGCUGUGCAUAUUCUAAUACAACUUUAAAAGUGGAAAUAAAGCAACCAUCAGAUGUUGAAUUCAUAAUACUUUACUCAUUUUGUACUAUAUGAUGUAAAUGUCAUCUGCAACCUAUGCGAUUGGGUGAUUCUCACGAAAUCCUGACUUAAAAGGUGUCCAGUAUCAGAUUUUUUUUUAAAGCCAUUGAAGCCAAUUUUUUUGCACAUAUAAGAUUAAGGUCUGAACUUACUAUAACCAUUAUUUUUAGAGGAUUUAAUUUGUUUUCCUAUAGACUUAUUUUAAUUUUUUAGAUUAUCAUUAUAAAAAUUAUCAUUACCGCAACAUGAUAUUACAUUAAAUAUAUGCAUUUACAAACUCAUGUUUCGGUAAUGAGAACUAAAAAGUUGUCAAGGUACUAUGACAAAAAAAUUCAACUUUCUGGAGAGAAAAAAUAAGAACUGCUUACCUGGUAGCCAUCUUGAGUGUCACAAUCAAUUAUGUCCCUUCCAACAAUUUUUGUUUGAAAAUGUUAGUUCCUUGAGGGCUUAAAAACAAUGAUUGAAAAUUGUUGCGGAGGAUGAGAAAUUUUUUCUUGGACACAUUUAUAUUCCUUAUUAUUGUCUCUACAUUUACCAAUGAUCACCAAAUACCACAUGUUUCUUUACUGUAAAUGUUUAUAGUAUAACAUGCACUGAAGCUUUUUAUUUUUUAGAUUUUUUAAUUAUAUUUCCAUGUCAAAGAACCAAAAUCCAUUCAUGGACACAUUGCGGUAAUGAAAAUUUUCCCCUUAAAUGUGAAAACAAAAAACAAAAUUGGUUUGUAUGAUGUAAUUUAAAAUCAUGUGCAAAAUAGUACACGAAGAGAUGUUUGUAACUGUAUGCUUCUUAUUUUGAUACUCUUACUUUGCAUUUACUUUUUUUUUAAUGUUUAAUGACACCUCAUAAGUCUAAUUUCGCGAGAAUCAUCCGAUUAUGUUUAUGGAAAUAUGUUGCUUAUCAUUUAAAACAUGGUGCUACUGUAACACUUGGAACUGAAUGAAGCAUUAUGUUUUUGAAUGUAUGUGUAAUUAAUGUAAAUAUUUUUACCAGACUGAACAUACAGGAGUUUCUCUUUCUGACAGACAGUAUGAAUGUAUGAAAGGAGAAUACCCUUCAGUCUAACAAAAGUUUUAAGUUUAUUUGAAUGCACUUAUGAAUAACAAACUAAAUGGUUUUGCAGUAUGUGUUGUAGUUAUGAAAUUUCACCAGUGUAGUUGUUUUCAUGAACAAGUUCCUUCCUUUUGUUUUAUUUUGCCCUGAAACCUGGAAAACAAUGAAGAUAUGUUAGUUUGUAAAUAAAGUGUUACAUACUUGUGCAUA
This is a messenger RNA of Misgurnus anguillicaudatus (oriental weatherfish), 7015 nucleotides long. The record is from RefSeq and is a predicted model, not a curated record. Lineage: Eukaryota; Metazoa; Chordata; Actinopteri; Cypriniformes; Cobitidae.